AUGGAUUCAUAUCAUCAAGAAAAAUUACACCAUACACCAUGGAUUGAAAAAUAUAGACCAAAAAAUUUAUCGGAUGUGUCAUCUCAAGAUCAAUCAAUUGCAAUAUUAAAACAAACUAUAAAAUCAGGUAAUUUACCACAUAUGUUAUUUUAUGGACCACCAGGUACAGGAAAAACAAGUACAAUUCUCGCAUUAGCUAAAGAAUUAUUUGGACCAAAUUUAUAUAAAUCUAGAGUUCUUGAACUUAAUGCAUCUGAUGAAAGAGGGAUUUCUAUUGUUCGUGAAAAAAUUAAGAAUUUUGCAAGAUUACAAAUUUCAAAUCCAACUGUUCAAGAUUUAGAGUCUUAUCCUUGUCCUCCAUUCAAGAUAAUCAUUCUUGAUGAAGCUGAUUCAAUGACGAACGAUGCUCAGAGUGCUUUGCGUCGAAUUAUUGAAAAUUAUUCAAAUAUCACCCGUUUUGUUCUUAUUUGUAAUUACAUAACUAGGAUAAUUGAUCCCCUAGCUUCAAGAUGUUCAAAAUUUAGAUUUAAAUUAUUAAAUUCAGAAAAUUCAUUAAAUAGAUUAAGAUAUAUAUCUGAUGUUGAGAAUUUGAAUAUUGAAGAGGAUGUAUUGAUGAAAAUUUUAUCUAUUUCUCAAGGUGAUUUAAGAAAAGCAAUUACUUAUUUACAAUCCUCAUCUAAAUUGUCUAAUAUGAAUGAUGACGAUGAUAAAAUUACAAUUGAAAAAAUUGAAGAAAUUGCGGGUGUGUUGCCUGAUAAGACAAUAGAUGGAUUAGUUGACUUAAUUAUGAAGAAAAGAGUGAAUGAUAUUGUGGGUUUUAUAAAUGACUUGGUUUUGGAAGGGUGGUCUAUUCAACAAUUGAUAGAUCAAUUACAUGAUAAUUUAUUAUUGGAUGAUAAAGUUGACACUCGGUUUAAGAAUCAAAUUUCUUUAUUGUUGUUGGAUUGUGAUAAAAAGUUGAAUAAUGGGACUGAUGAACAUAUUCAAUUGUUGAAUUUGGUUUUACAAAUUCUGAAGAUUGUGUAA
Insectozyma verbasci is the source of this 1026-nucleotide messenger RNA. Lineage: Eukaryota; Fungi; Ascomycota; Pichiomycetes; Serinales; Debaryomycetaceae. The record is from the annotation of a GenBank genome assembly.